GACCUGAGAUCAUCAAGUCCUACUAUCAGAGAGAAACAUGAACUUUUAUUGAAUAAAUCUCCUUGCUGUACAUGCCUGAGGCUACGUGCCAUGGCCAGAGCGACCUGAUGGGGCCCAUGGGAAGAUGUGGCCAACGCCCUGUGAUUGGUGUGAAACACCAAUGCCAAGCACACGAGAUGCAAAUAAUGGAGUGGGUAUUGGAACUGGGAAAAGCCCAGAAACUUGUGAAACUAGUGCUGGCACUGAAGCACGUGCUGCAGGUGAGGACGGCUCAUUGUGAUGACCCAACAAUGGACUGUGGCAUCGCUGUGGGAUAGGCAGUGAUGUCCCCAAGUGAAGGUCGAAUAAAGGUGACGCCCGACAGCUUGGCCAAGCUGUAGUUUGAGACAUCUCCAAGCAACAGAUUGUGACUCCAUAGCCCACAGAUGCUUUAACGUGGUGUAGCGGCUCAGCUCAGCAGUUCGUGCCUGGCCUCCGACCGAGCGUGUGUGCGAGGAGUGGAGUGUGGACAGGGCGAGCUUUGGUGCUGGAACGUGCUCUGGGUGCUGCUAGUGCAGCUCUCAGCAGCCGUCUCAGAGCCACUUUUUCUUUACCCCGACCCUGCUGGGAGCAGGCAGACGGGACAUCCCAGAGAGGCACGUGCAGCAGCAUAGUGUGACACCUGCUACUGUAGUGUCAGUGCUGGGGAGCGUGUUGCCAUCUUCUGCUCCCCCUAGCCCACCACAACUGGUGGAAGCAUGGAGGCAGCAUUAGACACCCGCUGCCCCGUGUGCCUGGAGAACUGGGACAGCGCAGCAUAUACCAUGCCAUGCUGCCACCAGUUCUGCUUCCCCUGCAUCCAGCGGUGGACAAGCACCAGGCCCCAGUGUCCGCUUUGCAAACAGGGUGUACGAUCCAUCAUCCACACUGUGCGAGCGGACAACGACUAUGAGGAGCUGGUCCUCAGACCAGCUGCAGUGGCAUCCACUGCCAGACGGAGCCCUGCAGGCCCCCGAGCAGCCCAGCCAUGGCCUGCAGUGCCCACGCAUCCUGUGGGUGGCCUUUCCCCUGCCACCUGGGCUUCCCUCUUCAGGGAGUUUCCAGCUCUGAUGCGGCCCCUGCGCUCCUGGCUGCGACGGAAGCUGCGCCACAUCCUGGGCACUGAGGAGUCACAGGCAAAUACAGUGGCAUACAGUGUCAUCUGGGCCCUGCUCCUUGUCGGCUUGGCAGAAGAGAUCCUGAUAGAAAUGCUGGAACCCGACCUGCAGGGCCACACAGUGACCUUUGUAAGGCACUUCAUUGCCUUCACUGUGCAGAGGUGCGCCAGGGAGGCUCAUCGCUUGCUGGGGCUCAACAUCGCCCCUGCUGCUGGGGCACAGGAGGCCAUUGCAUCAGAGACCAGAGCUGCCCCAGGAGAGGAGGCUCCUGUCCCUAGCCCAGCAUCCUCCAGCAGCCCUGCCAGCUCCAGCAGGGACGAAAUGCUGGGCAGGACAGGAGAAGAGCUCAAUGGGCGUCCCAGCCUCCCACAUUCCAACCUUGUGAAUGUCACCAUGGAGCAGGCAGUGCCCCAUGAGGAGCCAGAAGAGCUUGUUGCAGGGCCCUCUGGCACCAGCCCACCUGAGGGGACCCGGCGAGCCCCGAAGAGGAAGGCCAGCAGCUCCCAGCUGUCAGCAUCACCGAAGAAGAGGCCACCCCGCCGGCAGGAUUAGAGCAGUGGUGGAGCUGAAGAGACGGGCUGGGCAGCAAUUGGAACAUACACCUGCCCCAAUGGACUCUUGCCAUCAGUGUCCAAUUCCACCAUGGAAAUAAAGUAGAACAAAAGGCU
Messenger RNA from Meleagris gallopavo (turkey), 1804 nucleotides. RefSeq lists its product as uncharacterized. Gene Ontology annotation, molecular function: ubiquitin protein ligase activity. Gene Ontology annotation, biological process: protein polyubiquitination; protein monoubiquitination. NCBI's taxonomy places the organism in Eukaryota, Metazoa, Chordata, Aves, Galliformes, Phasianidae. The record is from RefSeq and is a predicted model, not a curated record.